This is a messenger RNA of Mycena citricolor, 810 nucleotides long. NCBI's taxonomy places the organism in Eukaryota, Fungi, Basidiomycota, Agaricomycetes, Agaricales, Mycenaceae. The record is from the annotation of a GenBank genome assembly.
CUGACCGCCUCGGCACACACGGGUUAUUUCGGGCAGAUUUUGUCUUGCCAACAGGUUUUUUCUUGAGCUCCCCAGUGCCCACACGUGAAGCAGAUCAGAACACUGAUUAUUCCACUCUGCCAUGGUUAUCCAAUACUUGGAACUUGGCGCCGAGUUCGGCCCAAACACCCAACGAUCAUUCUCACGUUAAAAGGGCGCAUGCAGCAAUUUGACUGUGACACUGGAAGAGAAAAGGUUUGCUCAGGGAGCCACCUGGGCAUUGUGUAUUGGGCAGCGGGGGGCGGGGAAGAACUGAUAGCAGUUGUUAUGCAAGUCAUUAUUAGCUAUCGAUGAGAUGCGAAGUGCGUUGUUCAUUUGCGACAUGGUCUCCCUCCCUGGAGUAUGCUGCCCCUGCUCGAAACUACACAAUCCUUCCACUUGCACAGUCAAUCAUUCUCCAGUCUAUAGUGACGGCGAAAUUAGUUGUCCCACCCCUAGUCCGGUGCAUCAUGCACGCCACUGGGUCUAUCUGGGACCAGACCUUGGAAACGACUCGUGCACAGAUAGAUCUGACAUGACAAACUAUCGCUAGGCAUAUCGGCGCGAUCCAGCUCGAAAUGACAUCUCUCCGUCAGUCGUACGACAGCGGUUACGGGUGCGAACAGAGCUGGCGACUCUGGAAAGUGCGAUCCCACUACUAUGGAGCCGCAUGUUCGAUCAAAGCCGGUCCUGAGCCGUUGGCCAGUUACUCGAAGAAAUCACAUUUCCGUGCGUGUCCGUGGCCAUGUAGGGUUACACCUGUAUGCGACUUGACAUGGGAUUGACCUCCCA